Etheostoma spectabile (orangethroat darter) is the source of this 3180-nucleotide messenger RNA. RefSeq names its product leucine rich repeat (in FLII) interacting protein 2 (gene lrrfip2). The record is from RefSeq and is a predicted model, not a curated record. Gene Ontology annotation, biological process: regulation of DNA-templated transcription. The transcript has 26 exons. Lineage: Eukaryota; Metazoa; Chordata; Actinopteri; Perciformes; Percidae. The coding region runs from base 306 to 2471 and encodes 721 amino acids.
ACACCCUAAUUUUUUCCCCCAACAUCCGGGACUUUUGGAGCUAACCAGUGUGUGUGGAAGGUGGAAAUUGGUUAAGGAGGGCAGUGGAGAGCGGAGGAAAGGCGGACUGAUGACAGCUGUCAGUGUGGACAAAAACAGUACCAAUCUCUGAAGAGAAGCCGAAUGGCUCUCUCCUAAACGUCCAAGAAAGAAGGGACACACCUUGGCGGUAUCGCGGGUUACUGAAAGGUCUCGCGAAGGUAUUUUCAUACAGUCUAUUUCCUGGCCUUACACAUAAACGGUGGAGCUACAGUUGCAUAGGCAACAUGGGGACACAAGGCACUGGUAGAAAGCGUACCCCUCUAAAAGACCGGUUCUCAGCAGAGGAUGAUGCCUUGAGUAGUAUUGCCAGGGAGGCGGAGGCGAGGCUUGCAGCAAAGAGGGCAGCUCGGGCUGAGGCCAGGGAUAUUCGAAUGAGGGAACUUGAACGGCAGCAGAAAGAGCGUUCUUACCAGUCAUCCAGCAGCAGUAGCAACAGAAAAUGGGGACAGAUCCACCAGUGGAUGGCUGACUCAGAAAAAGCCAGAGGCUCUAGUAGUAGUAUAUCCAGCAGCCGUCAUCGCCGGGGGCUGGAUGAUGAUGUCAUGUCAGUCCGCAGCUACAGGUCUACCUCAUCAUCAGCAAUACGUGACCUGGGGUCUAAGAGUCGAUCCAGUUCCCGUAGAAAAGAUACGUUGUCUGACGGCCUCUCCACUAGCUCCACCCUCAAGACCUCCCGCUCCACUAGUUCUGUGUACAAUGACCUGCAUGGCCAUAAAAGGGCUUCAUCCAGCUCCGCGAAGAAGGACCUGCUGACUGGACUUUACCACGAUCAAAGGAACUACACCAGCCUAACGAAGACCAAACCAUUGCCUCCUUCCUCCACAGCCACCUAUCAGCCUCGGGCCACCACUUCCUCAUCCUCCACCACUGGCACAGGGCUGCCUCGCAGCUACAGCAUGGCCUCUAUUUGCGACGACACCAGUCUUUACGGCUCUGGGAACAGUUCGAGAGCUCCCUCUGAAUAUAGCUGGUACUCCUCUGUAGCCAGCUCCACCCGCAGUAGCCCUGUGUCUUCUUCAGAUGAUGACACUGUCAGCAGCGUGUCCCAGGAACGCUUCGGCCGAGGCCGCAGGGACAGUGUGCUGGAUGAAAAAUGUGACAAGCAGUAUACAGACUUUAGUCGGCCAUCUUCCCGAUGUGCCACCCCAGGCCUGUCAGCAGCCACGUUGGCGUCGCUGGGUGGCACCUCGUCACGAAGGGGCAGCACAGACACGGGUAGCAUCUACGACCCCGACACCAGUCUGAGUGAACUAAGGGAUAUCUAUGAACUUAAGGACCAGAUUCAGGAUGUAGAAGGGCGGUACAUGCAAGGGCUUAAAGAGCUAAAGGAGUCCCUUGCAGAGGUGGAGGAGAAGUACAAGAAAGCCAUGGUAUCGAACGCACAGCUGGACAACGACAAAGGCAACCUUAUCUAUCAAGUGGACACGCUAAAGGACGUCAUCGAGGAGAUGGAGGAACAAAGGGCCGAGAUGAGGAGGGAGCUGGAAGACAAGUCGAAGGAACUAGAAAGGCAAAAGCACACGUGUACAGUCCUGCAGCAUAAACAAGAAGAACUGAAAGAGGGACUCCGCCAGAGAGAUGAGCUCAUAGAGGAGAGCCAGCGAAUGCAGACUAAGUUAGACGCCCUCACCAGAGAGGUGUUUGACCUGCAGGAAACGAUAAACUGGAAGGACAAAAAGAUUGGGGCCCUAGAGAGGCAGAAAGAGUACUUUGAUUGCAUUAGGAAUGAGAGGGACGAGCUCAGAGACGAGCUUGCUGACAUCAAGGGGAAGGCCCAAGCAGGAGAGAAACAUGGGCUGGUCAUCAUCCCAGACGGCGGCACACCAAAUGGGGAUGUCAACCAUGAGCCUCUGUCCUCAGGGAUCACUGUGGUCUCCCAGGAGGCCGCUCAGGUGCUGGAGUCUGCAGGAGAAGGCCCGUUGGAUGUCAGGCUACGGAAAUUGGCAGAGGAGAAAGAUGAACUGUUGGCUCAGAUCAGGAAGCUGAAGAAUCAGCUGGAGGAGGAGAGACAGAAGCACUCGAAGACAGACAGUGCAUACACAGAAGGGGAGAGGAUGGAGAACGGGACGGACCUGCACGUCAUUGAGAUGCAGAGAGAUGCCAACAGACUGAUUAGUGAAUACAAAUUCAAGCUUUCUAAAGCAGAACAGGAAAUAGGUACAAUGGAACAAAAUAUUAACAGACUUGAAGGACAAGUGUCCAGGUACAAGGCAUCAGCAGAUAACUCGGAGAAAGUAGAAGACGAACUUAAAGCAGAGAAACGGAGACUUCAAAGAGAGCUUCGCACAGCUCUGGAUAAGAACGAGGAAAUGGAGAUGACCAACAACCACCUAGUAAAGCGCCUUGAGAAGAUGAAGGCCAACAGGAACGCCCUUCUGUCCCAGCAGUGAGGCAAGGCAGCGUCACUACAGAAGCCCUUAAACUCGCACCUCAGACCUCUGACUGCCAUAUUGCGUCUGGAGCACAUUUCCAUUUUUAGCUGUAACACUUUAAGAUUUGUAGCUAACCAAAAAACACUUACAAAAAUGUGUAGCGCAGGCAGCAAACUGAAUUGUCCUUUUUUCUUCUUUUUUUUUUCAAACGGAAGCGUUGUCGGGCAAGCCGCCGGUGUUUUGGGAGGAAUGACUCAGAAACUUAACUAAUAAAACUAAAGUUGCUGGGAGAUACAUCUGAGGACAUUUUUCGAGUCACUACUUACUUUUUCAGAGCUUUGUACUACAUCAUGUUAUCCAUGAGAUUUGAUCUCUCUGGCUGGGUGCUCGGCUGUUCUUUGGUUUUGGUUUUUUUUGAUUUUUUUUUUUCGUUGAUAAGUUGCAUGAAUGAGUAUAAUGAUGCUUUUGAACUAUUCAACCCUCACGGCUGCUCCGGCCCCGCACCUUCCCGGCUUCCCCUCACACAGCCAAGUGCCUUUUCACACUAGGAGACUGGGGGUCCGCACCGCUCAAUGAAACAGUGAUCCUUUUAACAGGUACAGAAUGAUUUAUUUAAAAAGGUGACGUCAAUAUUUGAAAAUAUGUUGAACCAACUGUCUGCUGCGGUUUCAUUGAAAUUUUUUCAAAUAUUUAAAAGAUUUCUUGAAAAUAAAUGUAAUUUACAGAA